Limulus polyphemus (Atlantic horseshoe crab) is the source of this 4774-nucleotide messenger RNA. RefSeq names its product UDP-N-acetylglucosamine/UDP-glucose/GDP-mannose transporter-like. The record is from RefSeq and is a predicted model, not a curated record. Lineage: Eukaryota; Metazoa; Arthropoda; Merostomata; Xiphosura; Limulidae. Gene Ontology annotation, cellular component: Golgi apparatus. Gene Ontology annotation, molecular function: antiporter activity; GDP-fucose transmembrane transporter activity. Bases 607 to 1650 code for a protein of 347 amino acids. The transcript is spliced from 14 exons.
UCACGUGACUAUUAUUAAACUUGGCAGUGAAAACCGACGAUAAUAGCGUUAUAUUUUUUGAAAGGCUUAUAAGUUAUAGAAGUGGAGGUCAAGUUUCACUUAAGAUUAGUUCGCAUUUGACUUUCAAACUGAAAGCUAAUUUUUAUUUGUACCGUACAUAGACGAAUCAUAAAAUAGAAUAUUAGAUUCAUACUUAUGUCAUGAUUAUAUGUACGCGAAGUUGAUAUAAAUUAUAAGCUAAAGUUACACUUUACUCUUUAGAAAAGCACCAUCUGAUUCUGAAAUACUUUGUGUUUGACUUGGAAGUUAAGAGUAUAAAAAUUAAAAUCACAAUCGUGGCUCGAGUCAAAUAUUUUGAAAAUUUUGAGUGACAUCGGAGGCCUAGACAUCGGAUGGGUGUUGUCGCAUCAGAUUUGGCACCUUCCCUUUUCUCUGGCAGCUCACCUCCAUUGUCCAUUGGAGGAAAUUCUUCAGUAAGGCAUGUGGACAACACCUCAUAUGUUCAUCUCCCACUAUCUUCAUUGGGUAGCUGUUUCUUCCUUAUCAGGGUACUGCCCUCCACCUGUUGCCAUCCAUCAAUCAACGAUGUUACUGUGACUGGUAGGUAUGUCUUCCAAGAAUGGCCAUUUACCAGUGUCAAAUGGUGAUGUCAUAAAAAUUCACAUUCAGCAGGAAGAAAUAACAUCAUUGACUCAACCUGUGCCAAAGUUAAUCAGAGUUUGUUCAGCACUGUUGUAUGCUGCUUCUUCAUUUCUCAUAACCAUAGUAAACAAAGUGGUAUUAACCAACUACAGUUUUCCAUCAUCUCAUGCACUAGGUUUAGGACAGAUGAUUGUAACUCUAGUCAUCUUAAGGUUUGGGAAAACCUUUGGAUGCUUAACUUACCCAGAUUUUUCAUCUUCCAUUCCUUGCAAGAUAUGGCCUCUUCCAUUUUUUUACAUUGGAAACUUAAUAACUGGACUAGGAGGUACUCAGAAGCUAAGCUUACCUAUGUUCACUGUAUUAAGAAGAUUUACAAUACUAAUGACCAUGAUUGGAGAAUAUAUUAUACUCAAGGUGAGUCAGCCUACCAGCAUUGUGGUGACAGUGUUUGCCAUGGUGGGAGGAUCAAUUAUAGCAGCUAGUGCUGAUUUAGCAUUCGAGCUUGUUGGCUAUGCAUAUGUAUUGUCCAAUGAUUUCUGCACAGCAGCUAACAAUGUAUAUAUAAAGAAGAAGUUGCAAAGUAGGGAACUUGGUAAAUUUGGACUUCUUUUUUAUAACGCUCUCUUCAUGCUUAUUCCCUUAACAUGUAUAACUUGGAUGACUGGAGAUUUUGAAAAGAUGAGUGAGUUUGACCAGUGGGCAAAUCCAUGGUUUCUAACAUGGUUUUUACUUUCAUGUGCCAUGGGAUUCAUUCUUAUGUAUGCAACAGCAGUUUGCACUCACUACAACUCUCCACUAACAACAACAAUUGUUGGCUGUCUCAAGAAUAUUCUAGUCACCUAUCUUGGAAUGUAUGUUGGAGGAGAUUAUGUCUUCAGCAUUGCAAACUUUGUAGGACUCAACAUAAGUAUGCUAGGAAGUGUCGUCUACACCUAUCUAACAUUUGUUCAAAAAGACCAAAAGAAGGUACCUCAGAAUGAAAAGGAAAUACCGAAUGAAAAAGAAUAAGUACUAGUCUGUUAUUCAGGGAGUUUUUCAGCUUUAUUCAGAAGAGAGGGGCAUAAUUUUCUGCUUAUAUCUGACAUUCAGACAUAGGUUAUUACAUUUAGAUUAGCACUUUGUGUGCUGUGAACAAUAUCACUUAUAAGAAAGAUUUUAAGAUUUAAGUUUCUGAAUCUCUCACUUGAAACAUUUUAGUAGCACUUACAUGCCAAUGAAGCAUUUUUGUGUGGCUAGUACGUGAUAGUUUCAUUAUCUGUAUGCAGAAAUAAAUUAUACAAAUGUGUGUAAUUAGAUACCCUAAUUCAAAAUAAUACUUUUUUAAUUUAUUGAGAAUUUGGGUAUUAGCUUCUAACUUUAUCUUUUUUUUUAAAUUAGUAUGCACAUGUGUGUUAGGACAAGCAAGAUAUUUCCUAAAUAUCAAUAUUGUUCAGGUUUGGAGUAAGUGAAAGAAGGGUUUAUCACAAGCAAUUUAUCUUAACCACUAGUUUUUUUUAUGGUAUCUGGAUGACUUUAUUCACCUUGAUGAGAUUCCUUUUUUUUUACAUGUAUUAUAUUAAUGGUUAAAGUUAGAUUGAGCAGUUUCAUUUUGCUCUUGGUAUAAUUUAUUUUAUUCCUAUUUUAAUAUUUGUUGUUUUAAAUUUCAUUAUUGAUUUCUCAAUAUAACAAACGUUCAGCAUACAAAUAUAACUUUUUAUUCAUAACCAGUGUCAUAAUGUAAUAUAUUUUUUGUAAUUCUCCUUCACAUUUUUUUUUUUUGAGAAUAUUAGUUGUAAAUGAAGAAUUACUUUUUCUAUGCAUACGCUGCACUCACAAAAUUGAGAUUUUUUACAGUUUGAAUAAUAGUCUCUUUAUUAGCAUUGUUGUUAUUUACAAGGUUAUUAAGUCUAGCUAUAAUGAAAUAUAUUCUUAAGAAAUUAUUUAAGGGAACAGUUCACCACCUCAGACCAUCUGCUUUUAUAUCAACAUCAUGAAGCAUGUUUAUGAUCUUUUUUUUUUUAUGCUCCAUUCCCUUUCUCAUUCUUUUAGAAAAACAUUCAAAGUUUUUUCAGGUGAAAGCUUUGUUCCUUACUCUUCAAAAUGUGAGAGUAUGAUGUGUAAUAUUGCUUUUUUUGAUCAAGAAGCUUUGAAGCUCAGUUAGAUAGAUGCAAUAAAAAAACUGCCAAUUGUAUUUUAUCGUGAAUUGUUUUAAAAUAUUAAAUGUUUUUGUUUUUAAAUAGGUACUUGUAGGUAUUAAACUACUCGUUACUUUCAUAAUGUUUCAGUGCCAGCCACUGUUUGUAAAAUAACUUAUAUUUCUUAAAGCUUUUCUUUUCAACUAAAUGUCAUUGUUAUAGAGAACUAAUAAGUGAUUCUUAUUGGAUAAACAAAUGUACAUAUAAAAUGGUUAAGGUGCAGCUUGAUGAACAUGUGGGGAAACUUUUUGAAAUGUUGUAAACUAACUACACUUAUGUAUAAGAGGUAAUAAGUACUAUAACUGGUUGAAGUGUCAGCUAGUAUUCUGUAAGUUAAAGUUACAUUUAUUUUAAGUUGCUAACAUUCUGAAGUUAAAUUUUUUUUAUCAGAGUAAUAUAUACCAACUCUUACAUGAAAUGAAACAUGAUUUUUUGUCAGAAAGGUUUACCAAUUUUUGUCAAAACAAUGCAAAUGUUUUAAAAUCUAUUCAAAAAUUUAGAUGUUGUUUCGAAAUAUUUUAUGUAUUUUUUAUUUCCCAUUUCUGUUAAACAACAAAUAAGUUCAUGUAGAUGAAAAGAAAGUUUUGGACAUAAAUGGGUAACAAACAAGAUAGCUCCUGAUAGCUUUACCAAUUUGCUAUUUGUGUGGUGCCUUAUAAAUUACAUGAUUAUUAUUUCAGUGCUUAAAAUUGAAAGGUUUUAUAACAGGUAUGGCUAAUGUCUAAAAGCUCUGUAGUCAAAAACACAUAACUUGCAACCAUCAAGGAGCAACAGCAUUAAUAAGUAUUCAUGCUAAGUACAUGCUAAAUAUCAUGCUGAUAUUUGUAUAAGUAAGAAAAAGUGAAUAAAUAAGUAUUGUCUACCUAGAAAUUAUAACAUUUAAAAGAGACACUCCAAUCCCAGUUGUUCACCUCUGAUAGAAUAUUAAUCAGUUCAUUACUUGCCUUUCAGUAGUUAGUUACAUUAAUGACGUUUAAAUAGAACAUAACAAAGAAAGAUGAAGUUUAAUGAACAUUAAAAGAAAUAUCAUCACAGUAUGUGUAUAGCAAAAGGUUUGCACGAUCACAGCAAGACAAAACUUGGUCAAAAGGUGUGAUAACCACAUGAUUGCAGCAAGACAAAACUUGGUCAAAAGGUGUAAUAACCACAUGAUCACAGCAAGACAAAACUUGGUCAAAAGGUGUAAUAACCACACGACCACAGCAAGACAAAACUUGGUCAAAAGGUGUAAUAACCACACGAUCACAGCAAGACAAAACUUGGUCAAAAGGUGUAAUAACCACACGAUCACAGCAAGACAAAACUUGGUCAAAAGGUGUAAUAACCAAAAACUGCUCUAAUACAAGUAAGUUUCUACUAGAAAAUUAGCUCAGUACAAAUAAAAAAAAACUUUUACACAAUAAAAUUGUAUUGUAUUGUUUUACUUUUUAAUUUUACACUAUUAGAAAUUCAUCAUUCAAUACUGUAUAUUUUUUUAAUUGUGCCAAUAAUUUAAGCUAAUAUCAACGUAGGGUUCUUAAAAGCACUUAACAAACUUGUAUUUAUAACAUGACUUAAAUGCUUUUGGUUUAUAGAUUCUACAGUAACACAAAAUAUUUAGAAGGUGUAACAAGCAAGACUUUGAUGCCAAUAUCCUCUUAUAUAUUGCAUUACACUUAUGUGCUAUAUCAUUAUUAUAUUCUGCAUACAGUUAAAGUAUGUGUACAUGUAGAAUCCAGGGUUAGUUUUAUGGUGGGUAGUGAAUUAACUUCCAUUCAAUCACUAGUUGUAUGUUAAAAAUGGCCAAUAAAUGAGAUGUGUUGAGUAUUUUUAAUACCUAGUUAUUCUUAUAAAAGCACAUUUGUUUACAAAGUUUAGCUGAUAAAGGAAGUGACUGAUUUACUGUUAUUUUAAUAGGCUAGAUUUCUUUACUUACAAAUGUAGUACCAUAACCAUGCAGAGUUGUAGUGAAGAACACA